CUAUCUAAAAAGCUUACGUUUAUUCUUAGUAAUAACUAGAAAUCACUUGUAUGCAUCAUUUGUUGUUUAUAUCAUCUUACAGAUCAUCUGCAAUUGUAAAAUGUUAAAGAAAUUUCAAUUUCAAAAUUUUCCGCCAUCUUGUGCUCUAACGGUUACGAACACUAUAUGAGAGAAAAUAAACACAUGUCAUCACGUUUCACCUGUAGAGCGGUUAUUUUUGUCCGUUAUACACUAGUGCUGUAAAAUUUUUGAUGACAUGAAUGAAACAGUCAAUUUUCCUGAAGUUAAAAAUAUUCUGUCCUAAACUUUAAUUCUUGUAUCAGGAAAUAUAACGUUUGCAUAUCCAGCAUUGCUGAGGAAAGUGUUUGUUGCAUGUGAUGACAUUCUGGAAAAUUACUGAUAUUAUUAUUUUAUUAAGUGUACGUUUUCCUGAGAUAUUGUAUAUAACAUUUAAGCACUAAAAGUGUUAUUUUAGAUAAUUUAAAUUAGGUAUAACAUUAGUAAUAAUUAUUGAUAAAAGCUUGAUAAAGAAAGCAAGUAGUAGAAUUUCACUGGUUGUGCGUUUAGAAAAUAUGGAUAAAAUGGGGUAUACAUAUUUGUUAGUAUACCUUAUUAUCACAAUAACUUGUCAGAGUGAAGCAAACACAAUGUUUGGAUGGAUUUGGGGCAAAUCUAACGAUGAGAGCACUGUUUUGGUAGCCGAUGGAAUACCAUUGGUUUCAAUUCCCUAUGAGUCCAUGACAGAAGAUGAAAAGUUUCUUCAAGAAGCAGCAAAAUUUACUGAAAUUCAAGUAUCAUCACCAUUGGAAACUUGUCAGCAUAAAGUCAUCAUGAAGAUUAGAACUUCUUGCUCCGAAAUGACUGAAGAACAACUAGCCAAACUAAGUGUGAAUCUAUUGAACUGUCAGUCAGCUGUGGAAGGUAGGAAGAUGUUUCCUUGCACAGAAGAUAUGUCUCUGAAACAAUGUACAACAGAUAUGGAUGCAGAUAUGUGGAAUGCAUAUCAUUUAAUGAGUAACAGAGCAAGAGCAGUUUGUUAUGCAGCUCGUAGUACUCAAUUUCGUGCUCUUACUGAAUUGACUGUUAAUAAGUUAAUGCAAACUGCACAUACGCAAAUUCAAACGCUUGGUUCCUUAAAGGAAAGCCAAGAUCGUUUAGAAGAACAAACAGUGCAAGCAUUAUCUUCUUUAUCUGAAGGAAAUAAAGUAUUAUUAGAACAACAACAACAUCUAAAAGAUGCACAAGUAUCAGCCCAGCAAUUAGUAACAUCAAAUCUAAGAGAAUUAUACAAUGAAAAGGCCCUGAUUAGAAUGGGUCAUAAUCAGUUAUCAACAAUGGCAGAAGACAUAAAACAGAAAUUAGAACAAGCAAGUCAGAGCUUAGAGCAACAAGCUGUUGAACAUAGUGAGAACCACAAAGAAAUUCUUCAAGAUUUAAUGAAUAUUCAAGAACAAGCCCAACUGAUUUGGGAUAAAAUAGAAUCCAGUACUAAUCGUAUAUAUGAACAACAUGAAGAAGCACUUCUUCAAUAUGAAGAAACUUUAGAAAAAUUAGGACGGAUUAAUGACACAAUUCAUUUUCUCUGGAAUCUAACAAAUUCCAUGCGCGCAGAAGUGGAUGAAAAACUUAGUUGGUUGACUAAUUAUAUUGGUGACACUGGGGAACAAAUGCAUAGAAUGUACCGUACAAGUCUACAUGUUGUUUACUUACUGUGUGCUAUGGUAAUUGCUGCAUUUCUCCAUGCACCUCUGCUGACCAGGGUUACAAUAAUGGGAUUAGUGCCAUUGAACUUGGUAUCAUACUUAAAGCAUGGUAUGGAUGCUUGCUUAGACUUUACAUCGAUGACUGUAUUGAUAUUCUUAAUCACAGCAAUGCAUUUCGUCAUGACCGGAAUUCAACGUCUUUGUGCACCGAAGGCAACUAUACACUCAGAACCUGUACAAAUUACUAAUAAAAAUGGCCUUGCAAAUGGUACUGCACAAGACUACAUAUCGUCUUCGUGUGCAAGUCUUAAGUCAUCCGGGACACCAUCUUCAUCCCUAUACACGAAACUGAAAAGAAGCAUUGGGCGUAUUUGCAAUGUCAUUUAUAAUCAAAUAAAUUAUUGUAUACAAAAAUGUGCUUCCUUGGUACAAUCUGCAAUCUCUUGGAGCAGGCAAAAUUACAACCAACGCGAAGAAUUGUCCUGUUCCUAUAUGCCAUCCAAAAAACCCAGGGAGGAUCUUAUUUACAGUCGCCAAGGGGAGUUUCCUAGCAUGAUAUCUGAGGAUGCCACCGACUUCGAAAACUCUAUAGCAGUAAAUGAAAACGAUGACAGUGUCAGUGACCUUGAUCACCUGGUAGAUGCAAAUGAACUGAGAAGACGAUUGAGGAAACUUGAAGGUUCUGGGAGCAGAGCUUCCUACGUUCAACGUUCCCCAUCCAGAAGCGUCAGUCCAUCGUACGCAGUGCCUAGAGUUCUGUGUAGCGCUCUAACUAGAAGCGGAAGGAAAUGCCGUUUGUUUGCCACUAAUGGCAACUAUUUUUGCUCAAGACACUCCGCCGGUACUUCCAUAAUAGGAGACUGAAAGAUUUGCAAUAGAUUUUACGCGUAACAACCUUUGGAUAAGGUAAUUUGUAAAUGGAAUUUUAACGUGUGACAAAAAUCAAAGUCUGAAUAAGAUAAUAGUACAAGAAGGAUAAAGACAGUAACUUUGUAAAUUGCGUCUACUAUGUAAAUAUCCAUUAUUUUAUAACACUUACACUGCGUGCCUUGAAUUAAAUUUACGAGUACUUAGCCUGUUAAGUGAAGUGUAUGUCCAUGUGAUCGGUAGCUAUUUAUUUUUGUAAAACGUCGCAUGUAUUAAUAAAAG
This is a messenger RNA of Nomia melanderi (Alkali bee), 2852 nucleotides long. RefSeq names its product protein brambleberry. Lineage: Eukaryota; Metazoa; Arthropoda; Insecta; Hymenoptera; Halictidae. The record is from RefSeq and is a predicted model, not a curated record.